Messenger RNA from Colletotrichum siamense, 429 nucleotides. RefSeq lists its product as uncharacterized. Bases 1 to 429 code for a protein of 142 amino acids. The transcript has a single exon. NCBI's taxonomy places the organism in Eukaryota, Fungi, Ascomycota, Sordariomycetes, Glomerellales, Glomerellaceae. The record is from RefSeq and is a predicted model, not a curated record.
AUGGAGAAGGAAAAGACGCACGAGGUUGUCCGAGUCAUCGAGGCUCCUGUCUCGGAAGUGUGGGCAAUCAUCUCCGCGUUCGGAUCGGAGAGACUCUGGUUCCCCGGCGUAGUCAAGUCAAGCCUGGACGGGUUCGGUAUCGGAGCCGUCCGUACUCUUACAUUCGAUAACGGCACCGUCGUCCAUGAGCGUCUGGAGGUGGCGGACCCCGAAACACAUACCAUUCGCUAUCUCAUCCUAGACGGCGUCCCGAACACAACGAACCCCAGAGGAACGCUACGACUUACUGGAAUUGAAGGGGACAAGACGGAAUUCAGUUGGACCGGGGCUUCAGACUGGACGGACCCGAGCUUUAAGCCCGUCUUGGCGGGCAUUUUGGACGAGAUGUUCAAGGGAUGCAUGGAUGCUGUUGCGCAGAAGUUGAAGUAA